Suillus discolor is the source of this 984-nucleotide messenger RNA. RefSeq lists its product as uncharacterized. The transcript is spliced from 2 exons. NCBI's taxonomy places the organism in Eukaryota, Fungi, Basidiomycota, Agaricomycetes, Boletales, Suillaceae. Bases 1 to 984 code for a protein of 327 amino acids. The record is from RefSeq and is a predicted model, not a curated record.
AUGUCCAGUUACACCUGCAUUUGCAAGCGCUCUUUUACUGCUCAGAAUUAUUACACUCAACACCAGCACUCAUGUUCAGCCACGAAAAAGUGUCUAUCAUCGGCGAUCUCGUCCUUGAAAGACUUCAUUGGUUGCAAGAAAAAGCUGCGGAUCUCAAAGAAGGCGACUGUUGCUGCAGUUGACAAUACAUCAACCAUUCUAUCAUCUGCUUUGUCUACCGUUGAAGCCAAUGCUUCACCAUGUUCUGAUUUGGCGAAUCCAUCCCUCCAUCAUCCAGCAGAGGUUGAAAUUGAUGAAUUGGGAGUAAGGCCUCUCGAUGUUGGAGAGGACUUAAGCUUAACACAACACAGGCCGAGGCGUCAGAAUCAACAGCUGCCUCUGAGAUUCAGGGACAUGCUUCCCCAACCCCCACCUACCAUUCCUGCUGAACUCAGGGAUCAAAUUCCUGAAUAUGUAGGACAUCUUGUUUAUGCAGCAGUCCAGCCAAUGUUACCUGUGCGCACAGUAUUUCGCACACCCCCAAACAUUUUCGGCCUCAUUCGCCAAUAUUUCUCCGCAACACCACCAUCACAUGAUCCGGAGGAGUACGUCACUAUGACAGACCUCUCGUUCAUACCUAGCACCUCUCAAGUCAUUGAGGCAACUCAGGAACCUCCUAGCCGUGGUUACUACCCCUAUCCUAAUCAAUUGUCCUUUCAGCUUGAAUUGCUGGAGAUUUUGGGCAGUCCUUCUUUCAACGCUGCCAAUGUGAGCUCCACAAAAUGGAAGAACAUCAAUUAUGUUCUAGGCUCAAAUGAGUACCAGGAGGGAGAUGGAGAAGAAUGGGAGGAUGAAGAUGCUGGAUGGCGUAGAAGCCUGAUCUCCAUCAAGGUGCCUUCAUCACGCACCACCAAAAAUCCAGGUGCUCAUACUUAUGAAGCAGCUGCCCAUUUAUAUCAUCGGUCCCUUGUCGCUGUUUUGAGGGAGAAGCUUGCUAAUCCCUGA